This is a messenger RNA of Dacryopinax primogenitus, 2130 nucleotides long. RefSeq lists its product as uncharacterized. Bases 1 to 2130 code for a protein of 709 amino acids. The record is from RefSeq and is a predicted model, not a curated record. NCBI's taxonomy places the organism in Eukaryota, Fungi, Basidiomycota, Dacrymycetes, Dacrymycetales, Dacrymycetaceae. The transcript has a single exon.
AUGCCGCUCCAUCUCCCAAUCCCCAAAACACAACCAGACCUAGCAAACUUCCAAUUCCCCAAACAACAUCAACCCCGCUCAUCAGACCAACACCCCGACCCUCCGUCCCAAACGAUCUCCCUCCCCUCCCUACCCCCUCUCACCCCGAGUCGGUCAAACAUCCUCUCUUCCCCACUCUCCACCCCUACUCCUACAUCGAGCAAACCUAUCGGUCUGGGGAUCUUCUCACCCCCGGAGGCCCAAGCGCAGGAGCGGAAAAGGAAGCGCCUGGAAGCGUUUGACCGCAAUAUUACAUCAGUUGACGACCCUGGUAUUGGCAGAUUGGGGAUGAAGACUCUCCCCCAGGGGGAGGGAAGGGUACUCGUACCACUCUAUCCUAAGCCUGUGUCCGACUCGGACGAGCUUCGAGCACGCAUGCGCCUCCAGACGGGAUGGACUUCGGAUGCCCAGGUACACAGACUCGCUGAGAUACCUGUGCUGCCGAAGAGGGAGGCGCUGGACAGAGGAGGGAGAGAGAGACGCAGGCUAUUGGAACGUUUUCUCGAGAGCGAGGAUGAUGAGCCUGAGCAGGAGGGUGUGAGCGGGACUAUGAGUGCGGACCGGGGAGGGAGAGGGAAGACCGUCUUGCUUCCUUUUCCCAGUGCCCCGGGACAGAGGCCCUGGAUCCCUGGGUCCGGAGAUGCCAUGCUCGCCCUUCUUGCUGCAACACGUUCUCGCCGGCGGCUGAAGCUCUCGUCCCGCGCUAGGGAGUCGUCUCUGAACCUCUCGAGCGCCUCUGACCGAGACCUCGACGCAGAAGAAAAGACAGAGGUCGUCAACUGCGUUUGCGAGAGUGGGACGGACGACGGCACUAGCAUGGUACAGUGUGAUGCUUGCGAGUGCUGGAGCCAUAUGGCUUGCGUUGGGGUCGACCCCCUAGACCUGCCUGAACAAUGGUUCUGCACGGAUUGUGCUCGGGUAAGGAAGGGCAAGGCCCGUGCCCGCCCGGGGGGAAGAACAACACGCGCGGGUACACGAGCCGCCGCUGGGACAGCAGAGAAACGGCAAGAAGCAAAGGGGAAACCCAAGCUCCGCGACCGGGCAAAGCGCACCAAGAGCGGCUUGCACUCGCCUCCUCCUACCGAACUCACCCGCACGAAAAUCCUGUUCGAAGAGCCUGUCACUCCCACUCGACCCCAGCGAGAGCCUACUUUCGCCCCUGCUGACGACUCGGGCAUCCACGGACGAGCAGCGAUGCGCAUGGCCGGGGCAGAGAUCCUCGUCCCUCGCACGCCUACGCCGAGUAUGAGGACACCCUGGCUCUCUGAGCAGCAGUUUGUCCUCCCCAGCCCAGAGCGGGAGCGAGUCGCUCCUGAACCAGGGGGGUAUGCGGUACUCACCCCUCUCUCAAGCAGGAAAACACGGGUAUACUCGAAUACCUACGGCUCGCCCUACCCUCCGCAGCCGAUUUCGCCCCUCCGCUACGGUCCGAAGCAGUAUCGCCCUGACCCGGUGGGACACUGGCACACCCCUAGAAUGUCGGACGACUCUGAUCGAGGGAGCCCGGAUACACGGCGGUUCCCUCCAGGCAACCCCAAUCUCGAUUCCGGCUCAGGAUCGGGAUCGGGGCCGACCAACGUCUACGGGCAGACGUACUCCCAUUCUCUUUCUCAUUCCCACUCUCGCUCGUACUCCAAUCCAGCUGCAUACGACUUCUCCUCCACCCCCUCCCGCGGGCUCAAAUUCGGCGCUCCCUUCUCCGGACCCCUCAUGACCCCUCUCAACUUUGGCCCAUUCCCCCCCGCUCCAGGCAAACGGCGCAGCUGGGAAGCACCGACUGGGUUCGUACCGCCCAAACCUAAUUUUGGCCUGCUUACCCCUGUGGUGGGGGACGACUCCCCUCCGCGGGACGGGCAGAAAACCCACAGCUAUGGAUUGGUGCCCACGGGUCCGGAGGGGCAGAGGCCUGGUCUGUCCGCAACUCUGGGCUCGGGACAAGUCAAACCCCAACCCAGCGCAGCGCACGCAGGGCCGCUAGGUGCCCCCUUCUCCCUCAUCCCGGAGCGGGGGAGAGUACUCAAGGAGGAGAGCGACGAGGAGGGGGAUGUGGGACGUGAGUCUGCCUUGGGAUUCCUGCAGUGGCAUGGCUGA